UUACCUCAUCACUUCUUCUCAGCAUCCUGCCUAGCAAACAAGCAGCUUGCCAGAAUGGUACCAGGAGGCUUGACAGAAGCCAGACCUGCCACACCAGAAAUCCAGGAGAUUGCUGACAAGAUCAAACCGCAGCUGGAAGAGCAAACCAAUGAGAAAUAUGAAACCUAUGAAGCUGUCGAGUAUAAAACACAAGUCGUCGCUGGAAUCAAUUACUUCAUUAAGAUUCAUGUAGGGGGUGGCCGUUACAUUCAUGUGAAAGCCUUCCGUAGUGUCCAUGAUCACGAUAUUGAACUUAGUGGUUACCAGGCUGACAAAACCAGGGAUGAUGACCUGACCUACUUCUAAAAAGUAAAUUCUAAACUUACCCAAGUCUUCUCAUUGUAAAGAGAUGUGGCCAUCAAUAAAGAAGCAUUCUUCAAAUAACUGUCUUCUUCCAUCAUGACUCAUUAUUGCAUCGACCUUUACUUUCUAGACGAUUAUUUUAAAAUACGGAACGGUUCAUGAAUUUGCAUGUUAUCCUUCUGCAAGGGCCAUGCUAAUCUCUGUAUCAUUCCAGUUUUAAUAUUUGUGCUGCCAAAGAGAGGACAGUGUUAAUGGUUCAGAGCAGAGGUUCCACAAUAAGUGAUACCAACCAGAAGCCUUAUAGAAACUAAGGCUUGCCUGCAAUUGCAGACAGGAUAGGACCGCCCU
This is a messenger RNA of Psammomys obesus (fat sand rat), 690 nucleotides long. RefSeq names its product cystatin A (gene Csta). The coding region runs from base 55 to 345 and encodes 96 amino acids. NCBI's taxonomy places the organism in Eukaryota, Metazoa, Chordata, Mammalia, Rodentia, Muridae. The transcript is spliced from 3 exons. Gene Ontology annotation, cellular component: cytosol. Gene Ontology annotation, molecular function: cysteine-type endopeptidase inhibitor activity. The record is from RefSeq and is a predicted model, not a curated record.